Chenopodium quinoa (quinoa) is the source of this 1779-nucleotide messenger RNA. RefSeq names its product serine/arginine-rich splicing factor SR34A-like. The transcript has 14 exons. Lineage: Eukaryota; Viridiplantae; Streptophyta; Magnoliopsida; Caryophyllales; Amaranthaceae. The coding region runs from base 621 to 1367 and encodes 248 amino acids. Gene Ontology annotation, cellular component: ribonucleoprotein complex; nucleus; cytoplasm. Gene Ontology annotation, molecular function: mRNA binding. The record is from RefSeq and is a predicted model, not a curated record.
CUCAUCAAAAGUCAACACUUAUAGUUCAUACGGAGCAAUGCGAAGUUUGAGCCCUCAACGUUGGCACAGACUACGAGUCUAUGACUCUACGAGUGCCUAGACUGCCUACAAGGCUACAAGUUAAUCGCAAGCAAGGUCAAAAGAUUCAAGAAUCCCACACUACUGCGGAGUGCGUAGCCUCUCUCCUUUGUCAACCAUCUUCUGCAAAAUCCGCUAUUACUUCUGCUGCUGAAAUCAGUCAACCUUUGACUCCGACGCUCAAACUUAGGGUUUAGUCUUCCCUCACUCAACUUCUGCUUCCCCCUGUUCUGAUGACCAGCGCAUGGACAAAUAUGAGCUUUGGAAUUCAUAGGGAUGUAGAGAGGGGGAGUGGGAGAACUGGGUGGAGUAAUGGAAUUUUUAUAAUAAAAUAAGGGAGAACUUUGCUCAUUCUUUGGAGAACUAUGCAUCUGCAAAAACUUGAGAAAGCAUUGGCGAUCAAAUAAAUAUCAAAUAUAUAUUAGCUUUGGAGCCUCUUGGAGCAUAUGAGCAAUGGAGCUUAUGGAGCAUCGCUCACCUCAAGGAUUGCUCUCUUGGUUUGCUUCAUGAGAAUUUGUGAGUAGAGUGACGAAGCAAUACAAAUGAGUAGCCGUUUCUCUCGCACCAUCUAUGUUGGUAACUUACCUUCCGAUAUCAAAGAACAUGAGAUUGAAGAUCUGUUCUACAAGUAUGGUCGUAUUUUGGAUGUUGAAUUAAAAGUUCCACCUCGACCUCCUUGUUUCUGCUUUGUGGAGUUUGAGAGUUCCCGAGAUGCUGAAGAUGCAAUUAGGGGACGUGAUGGCUACAACUUCGAUGGCUGUUGCCUAAGGGUUGAACUCGCACAUGGUGGGCGAGGAUCAGGAUCAUCAUCUGCUAGUGAACGUCGUGCUGGAGGGCGUUAUGGUGCAUCGCGCCAUACUGAGUAUCGAGUCAUUGUCCGUGGGCUUCCAUCAUCUGCAUCAUGGCAGGAUUUAAAGGAUCACAUGCGAAAAGCUGGUGACGUGUGCUUUGCUGAAGUUUCACGUGACAGUGAAGGAACCUUUGGCUUGGUUGACUAUACCAAUUCUGAAGACAUGAAAUAUGCUAUCCGGAAACUGGAUGACACUGAAUUCAAAAACCCUUGGGCAAAAUCUUAUAUCCGGGUGAAGAGGUAUGACAGAAGCCCAAGUAGGAGCCGCAGCAGGAGUAGAAGCCCGAAAAAGAGUAGAAGCAAAUCGCUGGAAAGGUCAGUGUCAAGAUCACCAUCUAGAUCAAGGUCUGCAUCUCCUGUGAAAUUAACCAGGCCAAAGUCUAGAUCCAAGUCAAGAUCCCCCUCCAAGUCACGGUCAAGGUCCAUUUCACCCCGGUAGUACCAGUCAGGCACUUGGGUCAGAUCAGUUUCUCUGCCCUGCAAGCAGCAAUUUAACGAGUACGCCUCUAAUGUGUCUCCAAGCAAAUACUUAGCAUUGCAUGAACUUUUCACUAGUAUAAAAAAUGUUCCCCUUCUGGCUAUUGGAACUCUGUAAAAAUAGACAUGUGAGGCAGUUUUAGAGACAUUAAUUGUGCUUUUAGUAGCUCUUUAGUCUGAAGAUUAUAUUGAGGAGUCCAUUUUAAGAACAUUGUUGCUUAGUGUGUUUUGCUUCUAGUUUUUAAUAUGGUUUGCUGGAUUUAUAAAGAAGAUUUUAUUAUUUGGAGACAAGUUUAUAUACAAUUCUAUGUCCUUGUGAAAAUUGUUUAUUUUUAUGACCCGUGGAGCAUGUGAGCGUGUAAACUGUUUCUCUA